Messenger RNA from Paecilomyces variotii, 1875 nucleotides. Its product is annotated as putative serine/threonine-protein kinase. The transcript is spliced from 6 exons. NCBI's taxonomy places the organism in Eukaryota, Fungi, Ascomycota, Eurotiomycetes, Eurotiales, Thermoascaceae. The record is from RefSeq and is a predicted model, not a curated record. The coding region runs from base 246 to 1622 and encodes 458 amino acids. Gene Ontology annotation, biological process: protein phosphorylation; spliceosomal complex assembly; regulation of mRNA processing. Gene Ontology annotation, molecular function: protein kinase activity; ATP binding.
AUAAUAUGUCGCAUCUUGUUCUUUUCUUUCCUUCGCCUUUGGACUUUUAAUAGAGUUUAUUUUACCUCUAUAUAACAUUCCUUCCGGCGUUGAGUACAUUUCUUUGUCCGGCGUCCCCCCAACGCACCACCUCUAGAUCCGUUUCGUUCUGCAUCCUUACCCCUGGACUUCUUUUCUGCAAUCUCCCUGGCACUCAACCAUUCCCAGAGCAUUCCAAUAGCAUUCCAUAACGCUCGGAUGGAGUGAUGUUACCUCAUCGGUGGCUGACCUUGAUAUCGCGACGUACUGUGUAUUCCUUUGCCAGAAAGUCUCUCUGGCAAUUGCGGCGUACAUCUGAGCCUCCAAUUCCUCAGCAGGAACCUGUCGACGAGGAGCUCUGUCCAGGCUACAAUUCGGCAAGUUUUUACCCAGCAAAUCCUGGGGAAGUACUGGCAGAGAGGUUUCAACUACUUGUCAAAAUCGGCUGGGGAUCGCAAUCUACCGUAUGGCUCGCCCGAGACAUUUCAAGACUUAAAUGGCAAUCUGAGCGAACAGUGGUUCUCAAAAUAAUCGACAGUAACAAUGCCAAUGAUGCUCGACAUGAGAAGGAGAUUGAAAGCCAUAUCAAACAGCAAAAUCCAGAGCACCGUGGCCGCGUGAUUCUACGAACAUGUCUAGAUGACGUCGAAGUAACUGGUCCAGAAGGGAAGCACAUGUGCCUCGUGUACGAACCGAUGAGAGAGCCUCUGUGGAUGUUCCAAAGGCGUUUCGUUGAUCGCAAGAUUCCCUUGCCCAUUGCGAAGGUCUACAUCUACUUCUGCCUUGUUGGUCUUGAUUAUCUUCACUCAGAAUGCAAAGUUGUUCACAGCGAUCUGAAGCUAGAUAACAUCCUCAUGAGCUUUGAAAACGAAAACGUCCUUACCAACUUCAUAAUACAACAACAACAAAUGCAAUACAAGAUUGAUAGCAAGAGUGGUCGAACUAUCUACCGCUGCCAUAAUGAUUUCGGCGCUCUUGACGGGCGAGAUAUCAAGAAUAUGAUUCCCAAAAUAGCCGAUUUCGGGCUCGCAACAAGGCUCGACAAGCCACAUACUCGAGAUGGGAUGGUAGGAAAGCAACUUGGUGUUUAUCCUAUCCAACCAGACCCCUACCGCGCUCCAGAGGUAAUCCUUGGCUGUGGUUGGGAUUUCAAGGCAGAUAUAUGGAAUUUUGGUGUGUUGUUGUGGAAUAUCCUUGGGAGCAAGGAGUUGUUCCAACAGGUACAUAAUGCAGACGGCACAUACGACGCAAAGUCACACCUCGCAGAAAUGAUUGCUCUACUUGGCCCGCCCCCCAAGGUAUUGCUUGCGAAAUCAAAGACUAUGUCAGAGCAAAAGUGGCCCCAGCCUGUUGCAAACGACACUGGCAAACUCUGCAACAGUGCUCGGGAAUUCUUUGACGGCCCUUUUUUUGAUGCAGAAGAUGAAUUCCGCUAUACUGGAUUGAUCCCGUCCCGAAGCUUAGAGGAUACUACUUCAUUCCUCGAACAGAAAGAUCAAGAGGCAUUUUUAUCUUUUGUUCGACAAAUGCUCAACUGGGUCCCGGAGAAGAGGGGAACAGCUCGUGAACUCAUGGAUCAUCCGUUUCUCAAACUUGGGGGUUGAUCAACUACGCAGCUCACUUCGAAUAAUGAACAUGGUAUUUGCCAUUACCUACGAUGCGGUCGGCUCCAAUCGAGAGCACGUUUGAAAAGUAACUUCGAAGACCCUCCUCGAUGGUCCAAGCCAGCAUAUAUAUCCAGUUUUAUACUUUAAAGGAACUGCUCGGCUAAACAGAUGAGCUAAUAGGUAUUUUAAAAUUAAAGAUCGAAUUCAAAUGGGGAAUUGGAGCUGCUGAGCUGAGCUGACGAGCUGACGA